CAGCGCCGCCUCCAGAGCCCUGGCACAUCUGUGAGAGCAGCGACAAUGGGUCAAUCUCUGGGCAUUGUGUUACCGAUCCUGAGGAGAGCAUCAGGUCGGAGCAGGGAUUACAGCCGUGGACUGUGGACGAUCCCCCAAACCAGGACCUCUCAGGCUGCCGGCACUGAGAUGAGAAAUGUUCCCUCAGAAGAGACGGUGUCAUUUGAAGAUGUGGCUGUGAACUUCACGUGGCAGGAGUGGCGGUACCUGAGUGAAGCUCAGAGGACCCUGUACCGGGAUGUGAUGCUGGAGACCUGCAAUCUCCUACUGUCCCUAGGGCGCUGUGUUACUGAUCCUGAGGAGAGCAUCAGGUCGCAGCAGGGAUUACAGCCGUGGACUGUGGAUGAUCCCCCAAACCAGGACCUCUCAGAUGCCCAUACUGUGGAUGACCUGAUUGAGACCAACCAGGAAAACCAGGGCAGGCAUUUGUGGCAAGUUCUAAUCGCCAAUGGCAAAACAUCAAACAGUCUUUCCUGAAGAAAUGUCUCUGUUCUAAACUGGCGAUGAGGGACAAACUCCCUGCACACCCAGUCUGCCCCAGCCGUGGGUGCCCGCUACCACUCUGAGCUGGGACUGCAGGCCAGAAGGGGCCUGGCGUGGGCGAAAUUCCCAGCUCACCUCUGACUACUCUGGUGGCCUUCUGCCAGUUUCAAGCUGCCUUUAUUGAAGAAAGGUCCCUGUCCUAAAAAGGCAAUGCAGUUUUAAGCAAGGUCAAGAUGGCCCGGUCAGUUAGGUGCAGAGCCCAUCCCUUCAAGGUGCCCUUUCAAAUCAAACAAGAGCACAAAGCUGGAUCACGCUGGGAAAGCUAUGCAUCACGAGGUGUGACGGGGAACACCCAGGGGGCUGAGGACCAAGAUAUAACAUGUACUUUCGACUUA
This is a messenger RNA of Talpa occidentalis (Iberian mole), 917 nucleotides long. Its product is annotated as zinc finger protein 39-like. NCBI's taxonomy places the organism in Eukaryota, Metazoa, Chordata, Mammalia, Eulipotyphla, Talpidae. The transcript has 7 exons. Bases 46 to 516 code for a protein of 156 amino acids. The record is from RefSeq and is a predicted model, not a curated record. Gene Ontology annotation, biological process: regulation of DNA-templated transcription.